Molecule: messenger RNA, 3264 nt
Organism: Heteronotia binoei (common prickly gecko)
Lineage: Eukaryota; Metazoa; Chordata; Lepidosauria; Squamata; Gekkonidae
Product: vomeronasal type-2 receptor 26-like
Exons: 7
Coding region: 1-3264 (1087 amino acids)
Biological process (GO): G protein-coupled receptor signaling pathway
Cellular component (GO): membrane
Molecular function (GO): G protein-coupled receptor activity; olfactory receptor activity
Source: RefSeq, a predicted model, not a curated record
AUGGCACCCAGCUUGAUCGCGGGCGAAGCCGGCUUAGCUGGGAAGAUGGAGUUCACCAACAGGACAGUCCAGGAAUUCAUUUUGGUGGGCUUUGAAGUUGGGCAGCUGCAACGACUCCUGCUCCUCACCUUUUUCACUUUCCUUUACAUGCUUGCCAUGGCGGAGAACAUCACCAUCAUCACGUUGGUGCAUCUUGACACCCGCUUGUCCCGGCUUCCCAUGUACAUCCUCCUGAGCAACUUCUCGUGGCUGGAGAUCUGCUAUGUGAGCACCACUGUGCCCCGCAUGCUCUUAGACCUGGCAUUGGCCAAAAAGAUCAUCUCCUUCAGUUCCUGCUUCCUCCAGUUCUACAUAUUUUUCUUUCUUGGCAGUACAGAAUGCUUCUUCCUCUCCUCUAUGGCCUUGGAUCGGUACUUGGCCAUCUGCCACCCACUGCGAUAUCCACAGAUCAUGUCCCCAAAUUUUUGCUACAUCCUAGUAACUGCUUCUGGGCUCCUUAACUUCCUGGCAUUCAUAGUUCCAGUGACACUGAUCUCCAAGAUGUCUUUCUGUGGUCCUAAUAUCAUUGACCAUUUUUUGUGUGACCCUGGGCCAAUUCUGGCUUUGGCUUGUCCUCCACUACCAAAGGCUCCCCUCGUUAGUCUGAUUUUCAUGGAUGUUGUGCUGAUCCUCGGCAACAUCGUGUUUACUGUGCUGUCCUACAGUUCUGUGAUUGUCACUUUGAUGAAAAACUCUAGCAAAGGCAAUCAGUUAAAGUCUUUCUCCACCAUAUCAUUCCACUUGUUGGUGGUCACGCUUUAUUAUGGCCCUCCAGUAGGGCUCGUGAAAACAAAGUUCUACCAGCAUGUCCUGGCCUUGGUGUUUGCCAUCUUUGAGAUCAAUGAGGACCCCACCAUCUUGCCCAACAUUACUCUUGGGUUCCACAUCCAUGACUCCACGUAUGAUUCAAAAUGGAUUUACAGACCCACCCUGGACCUGCUCUUCACCACAGCUGAACUUGUCCCAAACUACAAAUGUGGCUACCAGAAAAAAAUGGCUGGCAUAAUUGGGGGCUAUAGUUCUGAAACCACAUCAGACAUGGCGACUCUCUUAAGUCUUUACAAGAUCCCACAGCUGUCAUUUGGCUCCUUUGAAUCGGAUGUGGAUGUCCCAACCAGUCAGUCAUCUUUUUACCGCAUGUUCCCCAAGGAAGCCCUUCAGUAUGAGGGGAUUGUCCACUUACUUCUGCAUUUCCGGUGGAGAUGGGUUGGGCUCAUCACUCUGGAUGACGAAAGGGGAGAUCGUUUCUUGCAGACUUUGGAGCCGAUGCUUUCCAGGAAUGGAAUCUGUGCAGCUUUCACAGAAAAGGCUACAGGAAAGCUCCCCUGGGAUGACAUACUUUUUCUGAACAAAUAUCUAUACAGUAGUAAUGCAAAGUUCUUGGACAGCGAAGCCAAUGCAAUUGUCGUCUAUGGAGGAAGUGGAGCAUUUCUUUGGCUGACGACCAUUAUCUUCAUGCCCACGAUGGUGAUGAAUCUCACAGGGGCUGACUACGGAGAGAGGACCUCUACAGGAAAAGUGUGGAUUACAACCGCCCAGAUGGAUUUUGCACUCACCACUUUUCUAAAAGCGUUUGAUAUAGAGAUAUUCCAUGGUACUCUUUCCUUCUCAAUUCAUUCCAAGCCCAUCCGAGGCUUCCAUAGAUUUCUUCAACUUCUAAAACCUUCCCAGGCAAAGGGGGAUGGCUUUAUCAAGGACUUCUGGGAGCAAGUGUUCGACUGUGCAUUCCCAGGUUCUGUUAACCCAGAACACUCUGGUAAGACAUGCACCGAAGAGGAGAAGCUGGAGACUGUCCCAGCACCUUUUUUUGAAAUGAGGAUGACCAGCCAUAGCUACGGUAUAUAUAAUGCCGUCUAUUUCCUUGCGCAUGCCCUACACAUCUUGGACUCAUCUAGAAUCAACCACAGAGCAAUAGAGACUGGAGGCAGCUUGGCUUCUUUGGAUGUGCCACCUUGGAAGCUCAACACCCUUCUUCAGACAAUUGCUUUCAACAACAGCGCUGGAGAUGAAGUGGCCUUCAAUGAACAUGGAGAAUUGAAAGGUGGAUUCGAUAUUACCAACAUGAUCGCUUUUCCAAAUAAGUCCUAUGUCAGAGUCAAGAUCGGGAGGCUGGAUCCUCAGGUUCCCCGUAGUCAACGAGUGAUAAUUGAUCAGGAUGAGAUUAAGUGGAAUAGGCACCUUCCACAGGUGCCUCCUUCCUCCCUGUGUAAUGAGAACUGCAAACUUGGUUACAGCAAGAGAAAGAAGGAAGGGGAGAAGUUCUGCUGCUACGAUUGUGAUCUGUGUCCAGAAGGGAAAAUGUCAGACAAAGAAGACAUGGAUUAUUGCAUCCCUUGCUCUGAAGGUCAUUAUCCAAACCAGGAACAAAACCACUGCCUUCCCAAGAUCCCAAACUUUCUUUCAUUCCGUGAGCCGAUGAGCAUUGCUUUAGCCUUUUUUGCUCUUCUCCUGUCUCUGAUAACAGCUCUGGUGAUUCUGUCCUUUAUAAAAUACCGGGACACUCCCAUCGUUAAAGCCAACAAUCGGACCCUCACCUACAUUCUGCUAGUCUCCAUUUUCCUUUCUUUCCUCUGCUCCUUGCUCUUCAUCGAGCAGCCUGACAAGGUGACCUGCCUCCUCCGACAAGUGACUUUUGCCAUCAUCUUCUCCGUUGCUGUUUCUUCUGUUCUGGCAAAAACCGUGACUGUCAUUGUGGUGUUUAUGGCAUCCAAGCCAGGAAACCUUUUUCAGAAAUGGGUGGGGAAAGAAUUGGCACAUUUUAUUGUUAUUUCUUGCUCCUUUGUUCAAGUUUCCAUUUGUGCUGUUUGGCUUGGUUCUUUUCCACCCUUCCCAGAUAUCGACAAGCAUUCACUGAGUAGAGAAGUCAUCAUGCAAUGCAAUGAAGGGUCAGUCACCAUGUUUUACUGUGCCUUGGGUUACAUUGGAUUCCUUGCCACCAUCUGCUUCAUUGUAGCUUUCAUAGCAAGAAAGUUGCCUGACAGUUUCAACGAAGCCAAGUUCAUCACCUUCAGCAUGCUGGUCUUUUGCAGUGUUUGGCUGUCCUUUGUCCCCACCUACCUGAGCACGAAAGGAAAAGAUACGGUGGCUGUGGAGAUCUUCUCCAUCUUAGCUUCCAGUGCUGGCUUGCUAGGCUGUAUCUUUUUGCCCAAAUGCUAUGUCAUUCUUCUGAGACCUGAGUUGAACACAAGAGAGCUGCUGAUACGGAAAAAACACUUAAUUCUUUAG